This is a messenger RNA of Mytilus trossulus (common blue mussel), 1796 nucleotides long. RefSeq names its product spindle and kinetochore-associated protein 1-like. The coding region runs from base 62 to 883 and encodes 273 amino acids. Gene Ontology annotation, biological process: mitotic cell cycle; chromosome segregation; cell division. Gene Ontology annotation, cellular component: outer kinetochore; mitotic spindle; spindle microtubule. The transcript is spliced from 5 exons. Lineage: Eukaryota; Metazoa; Mollusca; Bivalvia; Mytilida; Mytilidae. The record is from RefSeq and is a predicted model, not a curated record. Gene Ontology annotation, molecular function: microtubule binding.
UUAGAAAUUACAUUCAGGAUGAGAUGAAAAAGAUUUACACAUUUAAUAAUCAGAUGUAAAGAUGGCAACACUAGAGGAUUUAGCAGAAAGUUUUGAUGGUCGCUUAGAAUGCAUGCGGACACUCGUAGAUCUACAGUUUGCAGCAGAAGAGGUUGACUGUAACAAACAUUUCGAAACCUUGUUGAAUGAAGUGGAAAAACUUGAAAAUGUCUUGUCUGUGAUGAGAUCUGUUGUUCAAAAACAGAAGGAAGAAUCUAAACAAAUACAGGAUGUAAAGUUGACAUUUGAAAAUAUGAUUAGCCAUUUGCAGUAUAGUUGUCAACAUGUACCUGUACACAUACCACAACCAGCAAAGAAGGAGGCUGUUCAUGCUGUUCAUCAGGAAGCAAAGACUAAAAAAGAGAACCAGACAACUUCAGUUAAAAGUGGAAAUGGAAGCAAUAAAGUAAAAUCUGCAGAAAAAAAUGAGAAAAACGGUAAAAAGUCAGGAAAAUGUGAUGUUUAUGUACCAACAGUGGAAUAUGUAACAGUUGAAGAGUUUGAAGGAGUACCGAAGUACAUGAAGGGGCGUUUAACAUACAGCCAGGUGAAUGGUGCAAUAGAUGAAUUAAACAAGCCAUUGAAGGAAAAAUACAAAAUAUUAUCAAUGAAGAGGACAACUUUGAAUGAUGUUAACAGAAAAAGAUAUGAAAAAUUCAAGUUACAGGAAACAAAAGACACAGCAGGAGAAUAUUUCAUUGUGGAGGAAGACAUUAAAGAAUUCUCAACUUUAAAAAUGGACAAUGUUGGACGUGCUAUAUUGACUGUUCUGCGACAUUGUGGUCGGAUGAAGGAGAUAAGAGGAAGUGGUCAUAUCAGAUAUGCUUGUCUCCCUGUUUACUGAAUGUACCCCAGUAAUCAGAUCAAAUGAUGUGUUCAUUGUCCGUCAAAAAUAGGUCACUUCAUAAAUAUAAUCAGAUCAAAGUCCAUCAAAAAUAGUUCAUCUAUUCAAUGUGGCUAUUGAUUUGACUGUGGCCAUCAAAAAUAGGUUGCAAUAUAUAUUGACUCCUGUGGCAAUUGUUUUGCACAACACAAGAAAUUGAUUACACUAUAUAUGCUUAUCUGUUUACAUGACUGAAAAGUCUGCAAAUAUAGCUUGAAAGAGCAGUUUUGGAACAAAACUACAAAAGGAGCAUUUGCAAAAAAUAUACAGUAUUCAUUUAUGAUGGGCUAUUUAUAAAAUAAUAUAUACCUUGUUUGUUAAAAGAGAACCAAAUGAAAUGGAAAAAAAUGUUUUUUUAGACUUUUUGAGCAACUUAAUUUGUAUGUACAUUAUGUAAUAAUUUAGAAUAGAUUACAACUAUCCCAAACUUAUAUUGAUCAUAGUGAUUAUUAAACAAGUGACCAAAACCUUAAGGUUAUUAAAAUACCCUCAUCUGUUUAGAAUAAGUCAGUGUUUCUAUUUUUUUAUCCACCAAUUAAGAAUACAAAAAUUGAAUUCAAGAGAUUCCAAGUUUGAUUCUAUGAAUGAACUUCCCCUAUUGAACUGUUAUCAUUUGGGGGAAACAUGUCAGAGGUCAUGGUAUCAAAAAAGAUAUUUGCUUUGUGACAUCCAAUUUUUCUGGGAAAAAGCUAUUGACCAAUUGGAAGAUGUAUAAUGGACAAAUUUGACAAACAAGUACAUUGCUUAAUCAUUUCCUAAUGUAAUGGUAAUCUGACACACCAUAAAUAGAGAAAAUUGUAAAGAAAAAAUUUUUCAAAUAAAGUGAAGACAGAUUUUGAAAUGCUAGAAAUAGAAGGAAUACAAAUCAUUUCAU